This is a messenger RNA of Phytophthora infestans T30-4, 885 nucleotides long. RefSeq lists its product as uncharacterized. The coding region runs from base 94 to 885 and encodes 263 amino acids. The transcript has a single exon. The record is from RefSeq and is a predicted model, not a curated record. NCBI's taxonomy places the organism in Eukaryota, Oomycota, Peronosporomycetes, Peronosporales, Peronosporaceae.
AGUCAAGCCAGCGGCAACACCGGGCGCUUCUGGUCUUAUUCGUUGAGCCACCAUCGCCGUCGCUCGCCAGACUCAUCCCGAGUGUCUUCCAAGAUGCCUCCCACCGGCCGCAGCUUCCGCAACAUGAUGCGAGGCAACUCGUCGUCCGAGUCUUCGAGUAUGUCGGACGAGAACGAGAUCCAGAUGCAGGGCUGGAUGCGCAAGCAGAAGGAGACGCUGCGCUCCUGGGCGCGACGGUACUUCACACUAAACGGCAAGAUGCUCACGUACUACGACAGCGAAAACACAAGUCGCGGCGCGCGCGGCAUCUUGGAGUUUGUGGACGUGACGCCACUCACAACCGAAAACAACGGACUGUCGCUACACUUGGUGAACGGCAAGGAAGUGCGACUCAUUGCCGACACGCAUGUGGCCUACGCGGCGUGGAUGGCGGUGCUCUCAGCUGCCGUCAAGCGGCCGCGUACCAGCAAGAACCGCACCAGCAAGGAAGGCUGGGCCCACUGUCUCACGGACGACGAUGUCUGGACACGCUUUUUCGUGGUGAUCAAGCACGAUAGUUUUAGCUGCUACGAGUCCGAAGAUGACGACGCUGAGCUCGCUUUGUCCGGACUCAUCCGCGCUGUGGACGAGUGGGACGGCAAGCGCUUCGGUAUCGUGUGCUCGCUCAACCGAAGCCGCACCAUCAAGCUGUGCUUCGACUCGGCCGAGGAGAAAAUGUCAUGGUUCCUCACACUGGAGUUCUCGGUCUCGUACGGUGCCGCACGGAUGAAGAAGGAAUCGUCCGUCAAGAGCAACAGCAGCGACCACAACCCUGUGCUGCGUGCGUAUUCGUCCAAGUCGGACAUUGGAGCAGCUGCGGAAAAGGACGAUGGCGUGUGGAUCUAG